AUGAAAAGAAGAUGUGCUGUCUUACACUGGUUAAGAUGCAAGUUCUAUGUGUUUGUUGUGUCACUGUUUGUCGUGCUGAAGCUGGUGUACAUCAAGAUCUCAAUGGACAACAGUAUUUACAUCGAGCCCUAUAUAGGUGCACAUAGAUCACUCAGAGUACAGCCUCUGAAUGUUAUUAACUGCACAGCCAUUUAUGAACUGGAACCGGUGGAAAUCGGCAGGUCAUUGGAGUUAAGACGCAAAAACAUUGUGGAAGUCAACGAUGGGAGUAUUGUUUCUUUCACUGAAGACUGCAAAAACUACAUCGAACAAAGGGGUUAUAAUGAUGUCAUUGUAACAGACGAGGAGUGCAGCUUUCCAAUCGCAUACUCUUUAGUGGUGCACAAGAACAGCGCCAUGGUGGAAAGGAUUCUUCGAGCCAUCUACACACCUCAUAAUAUUUACUGCAUUCAUUAUGACCAAAAGUCCUCAAAUACUUUUAUUGCAGCCAUGAAGAACUUGGAAAAAUGUUUUCCAAACGUCUUCAUAGCGUCUAAAAUUGAGUCUGUUCAGUAUGCACAUGUUUCCAGACUUAAUGCUGAUCUCAACUGCCUUUCGGACCUUCUCAGUUCAGAGGUCAAAUGGAAGUAUGUCAUCAAUUUGUGUGGCCAAGACUUUCCGCUCAAGUCUAAUUAUGAGCUGGUAUCUGAGCUCAAGAAACUGAACGGCGCAAACAUGCUCGAAUCAAGCAGACCCAGCGAAAUGAAAAAAAAGCGCUUUCAGUUUCGGUAUGAACUGAAAGAUGUGUCAUAUGAAUACCAUAAAAUGCCAGUUAAGACAGACAUUGCUAAGGACCCACCGCCACAUGACAUUGAGAUGUUUGUUGGUAGUGCUUACUUUGUCCUGACACGUGAUUUUGUGUCAUAUAUUAAGAACAAUCAGCUGGCAGUGGAUUUUCUGCAAUGGACGUCUGACACAUAUUCUCCUGAUGAGCACUUUUGGGCAACGAUGGCCAGAGUGCCUGGAGUUCCUGGAGAGAUCAGGAGAUCUGAGCCUGAUGUGACAGAUCUGAAGAGCAGGACACGUUUGGUUAAAUGGAACUACCUUGAAGGCCAUUUGUAUCCACAGUGCACCGGCACACACAGGCGCAGUGUCUGCAUCUAUGGUGCAGCAGAGCUCCGGUGGCUUCUGGAGGACGGCCACUGGUUUGCAAACAAGUUUGAUCCCAAAGUUGACCCUGUCAUUAUUAAAUGUCUUGAAGAGAAACUCGAGGAGAAGCAGCAUCAACAAUGCAUGAAAAGAGUAUCUUGA
This is a messenger RNA of Puntigrus tetrazona (Sumatra barb), 1290 nucleotides long. It is a transcript of the gene gcnt4a, whose product is annotated as glucosaminyl (N-acetyl) transferase 4a. Gene Ontology annotation, molecular function: acetylglucosaminyltransferase activity. Bases 1 to 1290 code for a protein of 429 amino acids. Gene Ontology annotation, cellular component: membrane. Lineage: Eukaryota; Metazoa; Chordata; Actinopteri; Cypriniformes; Cyprinidae. The transcript has a single exon. The record is from RefSeq and is a predicted model, not a curated record.